GACGCUUUAUGUACUUUCCCGCCACACAAGACUCUCCUCCAUUCUUCAUUUUGGAAGAAAAUGGCUUCCGCAUCCUCCAAAACCCUAACCGAUUUUUUCAACCGAGCUCCCAAACGCUUGAAACCCACUCUCACCACUAUCUGCAAAUCCGAAGAUACCACCCAUGCCUCCUCCACCCUCUCCGUCGACCAAAAAUCUCGCAUCGAAUUCAAUAAGAGCCUCGCUCUGUCCAAACGAAACCUCAAAAUCUGCAUCGACAGGAUUUCCAAACACAAAGAAUCUUCAGUUGCGGGUUGCGUGAAACUAGAAGAGUUGCUUGUGGAGGAAUCGUGGUUGGAGGCUUUAUCUGGAGAAUUUCAGAAAUCGUAUGCCGUUAAUCUUUCGAAGUUCGUUGAAACGGAGAUUUGUUCUACUAGAGAUGAUUCUGUGUAUCCUCCUCAGCAUUUGAUCUUCAAUGCUCUUAACACUACUCCUUUUCAUUCUGUUAAGGCCGUGAUACUUGGCCAGGAUCCUUAUCAUGGACCUGGUCAAGCAAUGGGGCUUUCGUUCUCUGUACCGGAGGGAAUCAAAGUUCCAUCUAGUUUGGUAAAUAUAUUUAAGGAGCUCAAGCAAGACCUUGGCUGUUCAAUUCCAUCUCAGGGUAAUCUUGAAAAAUGGGCCGUGCAGGGCGUUCUCUUACUCAACGCUGUUCUCACAGUCAGGAAGCACCAAGCAAAUUCUCAUGCAAAAAAAGGCUGGGAACAAUUUACUGAUGCUGUUAUCAAGACAAUCUCGCAGAAGAAAGAAGGGGUUGUGUUUCUGCUGUGGGGAAAGUCUGCUCAGGAGAAACUUAGGUUAAUUGAUGCAACCAAGCAUCACAUUCUAAAAGCGGCACAUCCUUCUGGUUUAUCUGCACAUAGAGGCUUCUUUGGCUGCAAGCACUUCUCUCAAACUAACCAACAUCUGAAGCAAAUGGGGAUAAGUCCCAUAGAUUGGCAACUAUAAUUUAUAUGCAGGGUUCAAGUGUUUUUUGAGCUUUUUUAUCCAUGGUGUAUAGAUGAUUAUGUGGUAUUUUUGAAGUACUGACCAAUACUAGUAGCAUUUUGGUAUGUUGUUCUCGGAUCAUAAAUUAAUUUUGUACUAUCCAUGUGCUCUCUCAGUAUCAACUAACGAUAUAUUUAUGGUGGAGAUUUGAAACGGUA
Molecule: messenger RNA, 1181 nt
Organism: Vicia villosa (hairy vetch)
Lineage: Eukaryota; Viridiplantae; Streptophyta; Magnoliopsida; Fabales; Fabaceae
Product: uracil-DNA glycosylase, mitochondrial
Exons: 7
Coding region: 61-984 (307 amino acids)
Biological process (GO): base-excision repair; base-excision repair, AP site formation via deaminated base removal
Cellular component (GO): mitochondrion; nucleus
Molecular function (GO): uracil DNA N-glycosylase activity
Source: RefSeq, a predicted model, not a curated record